Haplochromis burtoni (Burton's mouthbrooder) is the source of this 3578-nucleotide messenger RNA. RefSeq names its product hemicentin-1. The record is from RefSeq and is a predicted model, not a curated record. Gene Ontology annotation, molecular function: cell adhesion molecule binding. Gene Ontology annotation, cellular component: cell-cell junction. Gene Ontology annotation, biological process: cell-cell adhesion. The transcript is spliced from 14 exons. Bases 1576 to 3204 code for a protein of 542 amino acids. Lineage: Eukaryota; Metazoa; Chordata; Actinopteri; Cichliformes; Cichlidae.
AACAAAAACACAGACAAAAAAGCUCAGGCUGCGUUUGAAGGACGAGUCUCACGUUUGGAGCCUGAUGUGACUCAAAAGAACUGCAGCAUCAUCAUUAACGAUCUGAAAGAGUCUGAUUCUGGAUCAUAUCAGCUCAGAGUUACUGGUGAACUGAAUGGAAAACAAGAUGGAUUCACAUUCAUUCCAAGAUUAACUGUCUCUGUUAAAGGUCUUAAUCAGAAGCCCAGAGUAAUGAUUCCCACACUGACAGAGGGACAGCAGGCCACACUGACCUGCACUGCUCCUGGUCUCUGCUCUGGAUCUGUUCCUCAAAUCACCUGGACAUGGAGAGGAGCAGGAGGGACUGAAUCUUACAUUACAGGAAACAGCACUGCGUUUAAGACUGAGGGUCUGACUCCUUUCACACAAAGACAUGUGUCAACCUUGACCUUUAACCCUUCAUCUGAAAACCACAACACCAAUGUGACCUGUAAAAUACACUUCAUUGGCAAAAUAAUGAAAGAAGAGACUUUGGGUUUGAAUGUGAACUAUAUGAAAAAAGUUCAAAUUACUGGCAUCACAACUGUUAAAGAGGGAGACAAUCUGAAUCUGACCUGCAGUGUUGAAAGUUUCCCUCCAUCUCUGAUUUUAUGGUCUAAACUUGGUUCUGUCACAAACCUGCACAAUGACACUGGAUCAGCCAAACUUGCCAUCCAGAAUGUGACAACAGAAGAUUCUGGACAGUACAUCUGUACAGCAACACAUCUGGACACAACUAUGACUUCUUAUGUCAAUGUGACUGUGACUUAUAAAAGGAAACCUCAGAUCAUCGGGAAUACAACAAUCAGGGAGGGAGAUGUUCUGAAUUUGACCUGCAGUGUUGAAAGUUUCCCUCCAUCUCUGGUCAUGUGGUCUAAACCUACUUCUAACCCAAGCCGACACAAUGAAACCUACACUGACGCGCACAAUGACACUGGAUCAUCUACAGUUGUCAUCCAGAAUGUGACAGCAGAACAGUCUGGACAGUACAUCUGUACAGCAACACAUCUGGACACAACUAUGACUUCUUAUGUCAAUGUGACUGUGACUUAUACAAGAAGACCUCAGAUCAUUGGAAACACAACUGUGAAGGAGGGAGAUGUCCUGAAUCUGACCUGCAGUGUUGAAAGUGUCCCUCCAUCCCUGGUUGUGUGGUCUAAACUUGGUUCCAACACAAACCUGCACAAUGACACUGGAUCAGCUACAUUUAUCAUCUCAAAUGCAACAGCAGAACAUUCUGGACAGUACAUCUGUACAACUAACUAUAUGGACUAUGCCCUGAAGGAAAUUCAACAUAACAGUGAUAUAUAAAAGGAAACCUCAGAUCAUCGGGAAUACAACAAUCGGGGAGGGAGAUGUUCUGAAUUUGACCUGCAGUGUUGAAAGUUUCCCUCCAUCUCUGGUCAUGUGGUCUAAACCUACUUCUAACCCAAGCCGACACAAUGAAACCUACACUGACGCGCACAAUGACACUGGAUCAUCUACAGUUGUCAUCCAAAUGUGACAGCAGAACAGUCUGGACAGUACAUCUGUACAGCAACACAUCUGGACACAACUAUGACUUCUUAUGUCAAUGUGACUGUGACUUAUACAAGAAGACCUCAGAUCAUUGGAAACACAACUGUGAAGGAGGGAGAUGUCCUGAAUCUGACCUGCAGUGUUGAAAGUGUCCCUCCAUCCCUGGUUGUGUGGUCUAAACUUGGUUCCAACACAAACCUGCACAAUGACACUGGAUCAGCUACAUUUAUCAUCUCAAAUGCAACAGCAGAACAUUCUGGACAGUACAUCUGUACAACUAACUAUAUGGACUAUGCCCUGAAGGACAAAGUCAAUGUAAAAGUGAUUUAUAGAAGGAAACCUCAGAUCAUCGGGAAUACAACAGUCAAGGAGGGAGAUAUUCUGAAUUUGACCUGCAGUGUUCAAAGUUUCCCUCCAUCACUUAUUAUGUGGAAAAAACUUAAUUCCACCACAAUUCUUCAGAAUAGAACUUACACUGUCCUGACCAGUGACACUGGAUCAGCUACACUUGUCAUCCAGAAUGUGACAACAGAACAUUCUGGACAGUACAUCUGUACAGCAACACAUCUGGACACAACUAUGACUUCUUACGUCAAUGUGGCUGUAACUUAUACAAGAAAACCUCAGAUCACUGGGAACACAAGUAUCAAGGAGGGAGACGAUCUAAAUCUGACCUGCAGUGUUGAAAGUUUCCCUCCAUCUCUCAUUAUGUGGUCUAAAUUGACUUCUGUCACAAACCUGCACAACGACACUGGAUCAGCUACGCUUGUCAUCCAUAAUGCAACCGCAGAAGAUUCUGGACAGUACAUCUGUACAGCUAAAUAUAUGAGUAACACUCUAAAAGAGGAAGUCCAUGUAACAGUGAUAUAUCAGAGAAAACCUCAGAUUAUCGGGACUACAACUGUUAAGAAGGGAGAUGUUCUGAAUUUGACCUGCAGUGCUGAGAGUUUCCCUCCAGCUCUUAUCACGUGGAAAAAACGUAGCUCCAACACAAACCUUCUGAGUGGAAAUUACACUGACCUGCACAAUGGCACUGGAUCAUCUACACUUGUCAUUCAUAAUGUGACAGCUGAAUAUUCUGGACAAUAUGUCUGCACAGCGAAAUAUCUGGACAAAGCCAUUACUAUACAUACCAGUGUGACCGUGACUUGGUUUUCAGAGACCCAGGAUGGCUCUGGAUGUGUGCUUCAGUCAGAGGUUUUGACCUGUGUGUGUAUCAGUGAAGGGUUUCCUUUACCUACCAUCAAAUGGCCGCUCCUAAAGAACCACACUGAGUAUUCUGUCAUUACUACGGUCUCUAAACACGCAGUCAACAGCACUGUCAGUGUAACUGUAAACAAACAUAGCAACAGCACUGUGGAAUGUGUGAGUAACAAUGGAAAUGGAGAGAAUAGAGAAAACCUACUGAUCCACCAAAACUUGCCUGAAAAACAUGAGCAAUCGUCUAAUUUAAGGCAGGGAUACAUGAAAGUCAUCAUUGGCAUUUUGGCUGCAGUACUUCUUUCAGCAAUCGUUUGCUGUUUUACCAAAAAUUGGUACAGAAAAAAUGAGAAGACCUCAAAAAAUUCAGAUGAGACUUUGGAGAUGGAGAAACAUCAAGAUGAUAAACUGCAGCAGUGCCAGGAAAGCAGCAAAGAGGCAAGAGAGGACAAAGACGGAGUAUGCUGAAAUCAAAAAAGCAGUAAAAGCAGAACAGGUAGAAGAUGCUUGAGAAGGAAAGGGAAAUGUUGGAGGCCAAAGAAGAGAAAGAGAUGGAGUUGGAGAUGAAACAUUGUCAACCAGAAAAAGAGGAAGGAGAAGAUGAAGCUGUGUACUCCACUGUGAAUGAUCCCACUUAUUCUACUGUCACUGUGUCUUUUUUCUUUAAAUAACCCAAAUAAAGUUCUCUGCAGGUAGUUAGACACUUCAUUAAGACACCGAAGUGUAUAUGUAAGAUCCCAAGGACCACCUCAAUGAUCUGUGCCCUAAGAUAUAAUGCGGUUUUCUUUUACAUGUUGUAUUUGACAAGAAUAAAUCUAUACUUUAAAUUUUCCAUCUAGUCA